Molecule: messenger RNA, 2753 nt
Organism: Drosophila ficusphila
Lineage: Eukaryota; Metazoa; Arthropoda; Insecta; Diptera; Drosophilidae
Gene: twisted
Product: protein O-mannosyl-transferase 2
Exons: 10
Coding region: 286-2595 (769 amino acids)
Biological process (GO): protein O-linked glycosylation via mannose
Cellular component (GO): membrane; endoplasmic reticulum
Molecular function (GO): dolichyl-phosphate-mannose-protein mannosyltransferase activity
Source: RefSeq, a predicted model, not a curated record
CCCGGGAACGGGAAGAACGGCUCGCCAGAACAGCUGGGCCAGAUUUGUUUGCGAAGCACAGUUAAAGCCAAGUCGCAGACCGGUUUUGGCCGACAAACAAGACAGAAGAAAGAAGAAAGGUUAAAGAAGAAAGGGGAAAGGAGAAAGGGGGAAGAAGAAAGAUCUAGUGGCGAAAGAGAAAGCAUUCUGCAGCGGCUGCUCUUGGUAUUUGGUAUUUGUUGACGUGUGCAGCAGGCUGGGAAAUGUCCAGAUUUUAAUCCAACCACAACUGGAACCCCUGAGAUCAUGGCAGCAAGUGUGGUAAAGACUCCCAAGUGUCCGAGAAGAGGAUCCGCCAGAGACCUGGCCAGAGCCACGGCGAGUGGAGGGCCCAAGUCGAGCAACGAGGCCAACUGGAACUGGUGGCUCCUCCUGGCCACCGUCUUCCUGGUGACCUUCGCCACGAGGUUCUACAAGGUGACCGAGCCGGAUCACAUAUGUUGGGACGAGACGCACUUCGGCAAGAUGGGCAGCUGGUACAUCAACAGGACCUUCUUCUUCGAUGUGCAUCCUCCGCUGGGAAAGAUGCUCAUCGGACUCUCCGGCUACCUGACGGGCUACAAUGGCACCUUUCCGUUCGAGAAGCCCGGCGACAAGUACAACGAGACCCGUUACCAGGGAAUGCGAUACUUCUGCACCACUUUGGGCGCUCUGAUCAUGCCCAUGGGCUUCGACACCGUCUACGAUCUGACCCGAUCCCACGAAGCCGCCUUGCUCGCAGCCGCUUACCUCGUUUUUGAUGUGGGCUUGCUCACCCUCAACCAGUACAUCCUGCUGGACCCCAUCCUGCUCUUCUUCAUGAUGGCCUCCGUGUGGGGCAUGGUGAAGGUGUCGCGGGCGACGGCCGAGGGCGGAUCGUACGGGUGGCGCUGGUGGGGCUGGCUCUUCCUCACCGGCACGAUGCUCUCCUGCACGAUCAGCGUGAAGUUCGUGGGCCUGUUCGUGGUGCUGCUGGUGGGGCUGCACACGGCCACCGAGCUGUGGCUCAUCCUGGGCGACCUGCGGCUGCCGGUGGCGGAGACCGCCAAGCAGCUGGCCUGCCGGGCGGUGGCCCUCAUCGCAUGGCCCGUGCUGCUCUACGUGCUCUUCUUCUACGUCCACCUGAGCGUGCUGAACCGCAGCGGGAAUGGCGACGGCUUCUACAGCUCCGCCUUCCAGUCGCGACUGAUCGGGAACUCGCUCUACAACGCCAGCAUGCCGCGCGACGUGGCCUACGGCUCGGUGGUGACCAUCAAGAACCACAAGACGGGCGGCGGCUAUUUGCACUCGCACCACCACCUCUACCCCAAGGAGGCGGGCUCGCGCCAGCAGCAGAUCACCACCUACACGCACAAGGACGAGAACAACCGGUGGCUCAUCAAGCCGCACAACAAGCAGCGCCUGCCGAAGGACAAGCUGCAGGUGCUCCGCCACGGGGACAUCGUCCGCCUGGAGCACGUGGCCACCCGGCGCAACCUGCAUUCGCACAACGAGCCCGCGCCCAUGACCAAGAAGCACCUCCAGGUGACUGGCUACGGCGAGAUGGGCGUGGGCGAUGCCAACGACGCCUGGCGCGUGAUGAUCGUGGGCGGGCGGGUCAACCAGACGGUGCACACGGUGACCUCGCGCCUCAAGCUCAUCCACCUGCUGCAGAACUGCGCCCUCACCUCGAGCGGCAAGCAGCUGCCCAAGUGGGGGUUCGAGCAGCAGGAGGUCUCCUGCAACCUCAACGUGCGCGACAAGAACGCGCAGUGGAACAUCGAGGACAACGAGCACAAGCAACUGCCCAGUGUGAGCUUCAGUGUGUACGCGCCCGGAUUCUUCGCCCGCUUCCUCGAGUCGCACGCCGUGAUGCUGCAGGGCAACGCCGGACUGAAGCCCAAGGAGGGCGAGGUCACCAGUCGCCCCUGGCAGUGGCCCAUCAACUACAGGGGACAGUUCUUCUCCGGGAGCGCCUACCGCAUCUACCUGCUGGGCAACCCGCUCAUUUGGUGGAGCAACCUGCUCUUCCUGGCCCUCUUCGUCGCCGUCUUCCUCUUCAACGCGGUGGUGCAGCAGAGGCGGGCUGGCCUGGCCCACUCCCAAUCCCACUCACAAUCCCACUCCCAAUCGCAAAUGGUGGCCCAGAGCGAGGAGAGCGAACCCUCGACCACGGACGUCUGCAGCUGCUGUCCCUCGCCGGAGGAGCUCCUCAAGGAGGCGCCUGCCAGUGGGUCGAGUGGGUCGGAUGGUCGGUGGGUCGAAUCUCCGGAGACCUCCCUGCGGGCGGCCGCCUGGCUCUUCGUGGGCUGGGUGCUCCACUACCUGCCCUUCUGGGCGAUGGGCCGGGUGCUCUACUUCCACCACUACUUCCCGGCCCUGAUCUUCAACUCCCUGCUCACGGGCGUCAUGUUCAACUACAUCGUGCGCAACCUGCCCAAGUGGAUCCAGCACGUCAUCCUGGGAGUGGUGCUCUCGGUCCUCGUCUACAGCUUCGCCCUCUUCUCGCCCCUGGCCUACGGGAUGAGUGGUCCGCUGGCCAACGAGCCCAACUCCACGAUGCACAGCCUCAAGUGGCUCUCCACCUGGGAGUUCUAGAGGUCCGUCGCUCCGGGGUUGUCCCCAUCAGAUGAUCCCUGCCCGAUUAGGGGAAGCCGAACUGCGAGGAGUGGAUGUGGGCCCCAACUGGGCCACCUUUUAUUAUUUAUGAGUAGAUGUAUAACGUAUAGCGUAUAGAAUAUGCCUAACCCUACUGA